Molecule: messenger RNA, 570 nt
Organism: Trypanosoma cruzi
Lineage: Eukaryota; Euglenozoa; Kinetoplastea; Trypanosomatida; Trypanosomatidae
Exons: 1
Coding region: 1-570 (189 amino acids)
Source: RefSeq, a predicted model, not a curated record
AUGGAAACGAGUGGUGUGCAGCGUGUGCCGGUCGUGUUGUUGCUGCGGGAGGAGUUGAGACUUAUGGAUGAAGUCAUCAGCGGCGGUGGGCGUCGCCGCGUGUACCGGCACCACUUGUUUUUCCGCGCCCUCCUCGCACUGCGCAUGGCGCUUGAAAAAAUGCUGCCGCACUUCGCCCAACGCAGUGCCACACCACCACAAUGGGCGAUCACAAGACUUCUUGCGCUUGCGGUUCGAUGCGGGGAGGCGGCGGCAGUGGAGUUGAGUGUGUCUCGCAUUGACACCCUUUCCCUUGCGGCGCUGUCACUGGCGAUAUCGUCACGGAUUGGAUGUCUUCUCGGGGCUCUCUCUUUGCGUGAGCAGGACGUGUUCUCGGGCUUGGCUCUUGCCGAAGAAGGCGGCAGCAGCAGCAACAACAAAAACAAAAAGAAGAAAGAUAAGAAGAGGGAAGGCGUGAAUUUUCUUGUCACAAGAACACGAGGCCGGCAGAAGCGCUCACGAUCGCCGGAGGGCGUCAUGUCGCUGCAACGGCCAACAAUUGGGUGCGUCAUCGAGGCGGUUAUUCAUUGA